Molecule: messenger RNA, 2396 nt
Organism: Conger conger (European conger)
Lineage: Eukaryota; Metazoa; Chordata; Actinopteri; Anguilliformes; Congridae
Product: E3 ubiquitin-protein ligase RING2
Exons: 7
Coding region: 294-1304 (336 amino acids)
Cellular component (GO): PcG protein complex; ubiquitin ligase complex
Molecular function (GO): ubiquitin protein ligase activity; chromatin binding
Source: RefSeq, a predicted model, not a curated record
UCUACAUUAAACAGAGAGUAAAGCAGUUUAUAUGGUAUUUAGAUCACCACGUUGCGACGGCUUUUUCCUUUAAAUGGGGUCAUAGCGGAGUAAACGUCGCGCUAACAAACGUGUUGGGUAAUGUCAGACGUCGAAAUAGCAUGCUAGCAGUAUGAUACUAGACAGAUGCUUAUAGCGUUCUUACAUUUAGAUUGACGCCAAGUUACUAACACGUAUCCAAAUGAAAGUGUAAUGACCUAUUGUCCGUAACAUCUGGGUUGAUCGUAUCCAAAGUUAAGAGAGAGAUUUAGAAGAUGACCCAGACAGUGCAGUCCAAUGGAGUGCAGCCUCUCAGUAAAACAUGGGAGCUGAGUUUGUAUGAAUUGCAGCGGACCCCCCAGGAGGCGAUCACAGACGGGCUGGAGAUCGCAGUCUCUCCCCGAAGCCUCCACAGUGAGCUGAUGUGUCCCAUCUGCCUGGACAUGCUGAAGAACACUAUGACAACCAAGGAGUGCCUCCACCGUUUCUGUGCUGACUGCAUCAUCACAGCACUGCGAUCUGGGAACAAGGAGUGCCCAACCUGCCGGAAGAAGCUGGUUUCCAAACGCUCCCUCCGCCCUGACCCAAACUUCGACGCCCUAAUCAGCAAGAUAUACCCCAGCAGAGAUGAGUAUGAGGCCCAUCAAGAGAGAGUCCUGGCCCGCAUCAACAAACACAACAACCAGCUAGCUCUCAGCCACAGCAUCGAAGAGGGUCUCAAAAUCCAGGCCAUGAACCGGUUACCGAGGGGCAAGAAGCACCAGAUGGAGAACGGCAGCGGGGCGGAGGACAAUGGCGACAGCUCCCACUGCAGCAACGCCUCGGUCCACAGCAACCAGGAGGCCGGGCCCAGCAUCAAGCGCACCAAGACCUCCGACGACUCGGGCCUGGACAUGGACAACGCCACGGAGAACAGCACGGGCGACGCGGCCCUUGACGGCGCCAGCGAGAUCGAGCUGGUCUUCCGGCCGCACCCCACGCUCAUGGAGAAGGACGACGCGGCGCAGACCAGGUACAUCAAGACUUCAGGGAAUGCCACAGUGGACCACCUGUCAAAGUACCUGGCGGUUAGGCUGGCCCUGGAGGAGCUCCGUAAGAACGGCGACGCCAGCCCCAUCAACGUGGAGGCAGCUAGCGAGAAGCAGUACACCAUCUACAUCCCCACCGCUAACAGCCAGUUCACCGUCCUGAAUGGUUCCUUCUCCCUGGAGCUAGUGAGUGAGAAGUACUGGAAGGUCAACAAGCCCAUGGAGUUGUACUUUGCCCCGACCAAGGAGCAGAAAUAGUCCCGUUGCUGACCCCACCACGGGGUGGGGCCUGGGCAGGUCUGGGCACGGCUCAGUGACUGACACUUCCUUCAUCUCCUCUCUCUGUCAAACUCAUCAGUCUCGGAAGUCCUGCUUCUGAUUUAACUAUGGCUGCUUUCUUUUUGUCUUUUUUUGUUAUUUUUAUGGCAUUUUGUAGGGGUAAACGGUAUGGGGGUGGGUUUAUCGUGGGCAUGUAACAGUGUUUUUUGUUGUCGUUUUGUCUUUUAUAUCCCUAUACACACAUUGUUUAAACAUCAGGCACUCAUAAUUUGAACAUAACCAAUUUCUGGCAUCCAGCAGCAGGGAGCAGAGCCUCCUCUUUGUGUUCACUUUCGAUCACUCGGAGAUCUCGCUGAACUAUUCAUUUUAAGAAAAAUAGGAUGCUUUAUUAAUUAUUACGAUCCAAAGUUUUUGUCUUUAAUACAAGCACGUUUUAAAUUUGCCGACUCAUCAAAGCCAGUCCCGUUUCUGCCUGCUGCUCUCCAUUUUGGUUGCCUGGUCCCACAUGUACAUUUUCAACCAUCGAUUUUUGACACCAUCACCUUUUCGGACAACAAAGGGAUCACGAAGACCGACUGUAUCAAUGUGGACAAUGGGCUUGACCGUUCACUGUAACGUGACCAGACAUUUUCCGUGAGUAUCCAUCACUUCCCUGGGAAUAGCUUUCGGUGUGAAAUGCCAGUUGGUUAUUCCUGCUUAGCCGAUGUGCCCACAGAUUCUUUUGUGCUUUUCAUCACGUAUGGGCUUUCUAUAACAUGUUGUGGCAGCAGCUAUACAUUAGUCAUGCUGUACAGCAGAUGCUGAAUGUCGGACUUGCAUAAACAGAUGUUUCUAAGCCUUUGGAAAGCAUUUAGAACUGUUGUCAUAAGAGUUGUCAUAAACAAUAAAGGAAGCAUUUCAUUUCUGUUUGAGAAAGAAGCCAAAUAAUGAUUUCAUAAAAAACAUUUUGAAAACUUUUUUCAAAUUCAGUUCAUUGGAAAAUAUGAAAACAUUUAUAGCAUGUUUAAUUUUAGGUUGAUGUCUUUGAAAAGGAAAAAAAAAAAGGUUAAAUGUUAUGUUUUUUGUGGUAAG